AUGCAUAUUAAAAAAGAAUCGCAGAAUUGCAGGUUUUGGAAGGGACCUCAAGAGAUCAUUGAGUCCAACUCUCCUUCUAAACAAAAUGCCUCAGCAGAGAGAGAGAGUCUGCACGUGGCCUCAAGAAAGGAAGAAAACCAGAGUGUGCAGGAGUGUGAUUCCCAGGAUGUUGGCAAGACAUGUUUGGGGAAUUACAAUAAUUCAACAUCUCGUUUGAAGACAGCAGAAACAGAGACAAGCUUGCAGAUGUUGCGCAACCCUCCAUGGACUAAACCUGAAGAUAAAAAAUCACCUGAAAAAAAUGAGAAAAAGUUCGAAGAUUCUGUUAGCACAAAAGAAAAGAAACUGUAAAUACCACUAAUACGCGUUUACAAAUGUUCAUCACUUGCUUCCAACUUCACAUUCUUUUUAGUCCAUAGGCAAGAAUAGAUCAGAUUUCUAAAGCAUGCAUUUUUCACUACUUUAUGAAUGUUUGUUAGCUAGUCUAGAAUAGACCAAUUAGUACCUUUCAGCAAUAAUCCAAAAUGAAUGUUUGAAGAAAUGCUUUGUAAUAAAGUCCAGUUUUUCAACUAU
This is a messenger RNA of Meleagris gallopavo (turkey), 573 nucleotides long. NCBI's taxonomy places the organism in Eukaryota, Metazoa, Chordata, Aves, Galliformes, Phasianidae. The record is from RefSeq and is a predicted model, not a curated record.